Molecule: messenger RNA, 1281 nt
Organism: Penicillium macrosclerotiorum
Lineage: Eukaryota; Fungi; Ascomycota; Eurotiomycetes; Eurotiales; Aspergillaceae
Exons: 2
Coding region: 1-1281 (426 amino acids)
Molecular function (GO): S-adenosylmethionine-dependent methyltransferase activity
Source: RefSeq, a predicted model, not a curated record
AUGGCAGACUUGAAUCAGGCCUCCCAGGAGGCGGAGGAGGAGCAAACCUGGACGGGGGAUUAUGAUCCAUUCGCUGAUCCGGAAGAGCGCCGAGUUCUCUUUGCGGCCUUUGAUUCGUUUAGACAAUAUCGGCGUACUGCCCACCAUAAUACUACACAUCGACGGCGGCAGGCAUUCUACGCUUUGCCCUCGGAGCAUUGGCAAAUGCUGGCGGAGCCGCCAUUUUCGAUCUUAGACAAUCUCAACAGAGUCGACGACGCGAUCGACACCAAUGCCGAGAUCGCAGAUGCCAUCCUGGCCGUGGGCCUGGAGUCUUUCGGUCUUCCUGUCACUCCCGACAAGGACGACCCAACUCAAAACUGGCAUGAGACGGCGACAGCGUCUGACGUCAAUAAAGCCCACUCUACUAUCCGCCAAUUCUACCGCGACUGGAGCGUGGAAGGCCGUGCCGAGCGACAGGUCUGCUACGACCCUGUCCUUCAGGACCUGCACCGUGAGUUCUAUCCGCGGCGCCAGGCCGGCGAGGAGAUCCGCGUGCUGGUGCCUGGGGCUGGGCUGGGCCGAUUAGUAUUCGAGGUCUGCCUGGCCGGGUAUGCGGCCGAGGGCAAUGAGAUCUCGUACCACCAGCUGCUGGCCAGCAGCUGGGUACUGAACCACACGGCGGGCGCGCAGCAACACGCGCUGCACCCCUUUGCAUUACACUUCUCGAACCUGCACUCGCGGGCACAGCAAUUGCGGCGUGUGUUGAUCCCAGACGUACACCCAGGAAGCGCGAUGGCCAUGGCGGGGCAGACGGGCGACGCGCCGUUGGGGACAAUGUCGAUGACGGCGGCGGAUUUCGUGGUGCUGUACAUGCAGCCGGAGCAGCGGGCGGCCUUUGACGCCGUGGCGACCGUGUUCUUCAUCGACACGGCGCCCAACCUGAUCCGGUAUGUGGAGGCCAUUCACCACUGCCUCAAGCCGGGCGGCCUCUGGAUCAAUGUGGGACCGUUGUUGUGGCAUUUCGAGGAUGGACAUCCCCGUCAGGCGGGCACGGGUGGCACGGGUGGCACGGGUGGCACGGACGAGGCGCCGCCAACGGAGGCCGCUGGCAUUGGGGAACCGGGCAAUGUGGAGUUGACGGAGGAAGAGGUGCUGCGCCUGGUUGAGCGUCUCGGGUUCUGCAUUGAAGCGCGGGCGGACGAUCGGGCGCCAUGCGGCUACAUUCAGGAUGCGGACAGCAUGCUCCAGAACCUGUAUCAGCCAUCCCACUGGGUGGCGCGGAAGGUGGCUCAGCCAUAA